UAAGGGUUAGGGUCAGCGUCUGUGGAGAAAGGGGUUCCGUUAGAAUUUUCGCUCUGGGGCAUGAGGGAUCUGCGGGGUAAGGCGCACAGAGCCGUGAGGAGACGCCGUAAGGCCCGCGGCCAGGGCGCCCGAGGCCAGGCCCGGGUCCACGGGUGGUCGCACCUGGACCCGGGAAGCAGAGGGGCACAGAUGCUGCGAGAAAAAUUGUGGGUGCCCUGGAACGGGCUCAUUGUGAUCGGGAAGAGAAUGGAUCUCCUGGGUAGAAAUACACAAAAGCCUAGGAUGUGCGACCCAAAGCUUGACUCUGAGUACUGGGGACGAGAAGAUGUGGAAAAAAUGGUCUUGAAAGCGAAGUCAGGCCAAAGUCAGGAAAGGAUGGAUGUGAAGCUACUGCACAGUGUAGCAAAUGCAUUACGGACUUCAGCAGGUUUGGGGGAAAACAGCCCAAAGCAGAUGGGGGGAAAGCAAGAAAUUAGAGGCAAAAUAGGCGCUGAAUCCGAGAGUGCACGGACUACAGCAGGGUCUAGGAAGGGGUCUGGCUUUAAAGAGAGGUUGAAAUUUACUGGAAUGGGGACCAGAGGAGAGGACUUGAGAUCCAGACCACAUACACUAGGGCAGAAUGAGGAGGAGCUGAGGUCGAGUGGAGAGGAGCUGAGGUCGAGUGGAGAGCAGCUGAGGUCGAGUGGAGAGCAGCUGAGUGGAGAGAAGCUGAGAUCAAGUGGAGAGAAGCUGAGAUCAAGUGGAGAGAAGCUGAGAUCAAGUGGAGAAAAGCUGAGGUCAAGUAGAGAAAAGCUGAGGUCAAGUGGAGAGAAGCUGACAUCAAGUGGUGAGAAGCUGAGUCUGAGUGAAGAGAACCUGAGGUCAAGUGGAGAGAAAGAGGGAUCCAGGGGAGAGAAGCCGGAAAGUAGUGGAGAGGAUUUGAGAUCCACUGGAGAUAAACUGCAGUCAAGUGCAGAGAAGCUAGAGGGUUCGGGAAUGGAGAGCAUAACUGAAGAGACAACUGAGAGAAUGGUAGAAGUUACUGGUGAUGAAAAAUGGAUUACAGUUCCUGGUGCUGAGAUGGAAAAUCGUUUUGAAAAGGCGGAAGGAAGUGACGGAGAGCUGGAAGGGACUGAGGAAGCAAUGGGAGUUGAGGAUGUCUUGGGUGGAGUGAAUGAUAUUGCUGAUGAAUCUGCUUCUAUGGAAGAGAAAGAGGUUAUAGAUGAAGGUAACGGUGAAUGAGGCAGAUGAAGGACUGAAGCUAAUGAAGGAAAGAGAGUCAGAUAGAGGGUGUUGCCAGUCAAGGAGGAGAAAUUAGAGCCAAGCAGAGCAUUACUGACCCUGAAGAGGUAAAUAUGAGAGAGGUAAGGAGAGCAUGGGGAUGAAGAAUUUGUAAGGAUGAAGGUGGAGGCUAGGGCCAAAGGACAUGAAGAAGAAUGAGAAGGAGGGAAAUGGGAACAUUUUGAGGAGAUAGAAAGGAUCUGAUAAGGUCUUGCUAUGUCGAGGAAAGGUGGAGAUUUUUUUCUUGGAGAAGAGCUGUGACUGAAGGGCUUGUUGGGAAAUGUUUGAGAAAUGGAUUUGGGAGGAGCUAGAGGAUUUAGUUUAAUGUGUGGUUGGUUUAUAAGAUAGAGAAGAAUGCAUAGUGAGAAAAAUGGGGAAUUACAGCAGGAUAAAGGGUGGAUAAUGAAGGUUGUGAAGGAAGAUGCAAGCUGGAGCGAGGAAGGAAAACUUCUGAGAGGAUCCUGAAGAGGCAUGAGGGGCUCCAAAGUGACACAAGCAAGAGAAAAGAAAGAAGUGAAGAAAAAAACCUCAUUUUGGCCAACCACAUCAUCUAAUAGCUUCCAGAGAAAGAGACCAUGGGAGAUCUCUGCCUUCCCAAGAUCAUCUACUCUUAGCCUCCUCUGGUGAAUCUCAGAGCACUGAGAAAUUGUUGCCUCUUUGAUAGGCGGCUUACAUAGGCAUGAGAUCAAGACAGCUGUGUGGGUCUCUCAGAUGGCACUGCACAGCAUAUAAAUCAUGAACCACAUAACCAGACUUGUUCUUGGCUGGAUUACAUGUUCUCCUGGGAUACCAGGAUCAUUCCACCGAGGCCAUGGAAAGAAAUAGUGAAGAUCAAGACACCAUGACAAACGGCAGCCACCUUACAGUGCGAUGCUCGACAGUGAGAGGCUGGGGGUUCCAGCCAGGUGCCAGGUGGCCGUGGUGACCUUGACAGCACGUGACCUCUUUAGGCUUCGCUUUCCUCGUCUGGACAGACAGCAACAGCGCCGACCUUGGGGCUGGUGCAUAGUACACCAGAUGGAUGGGAGGAAACAGAACUUGGAAGAUCUAACUCGCAACGCACCGCCCCGUCCCAGGACCAGAAUCCGCAUGUCUGACGACCGCCCCUCCAGCGCUGGCCCCGCGGCGGCGCAUGGCCUGAGCCCCACGGGCCGGCGAGCCUGCCACCCAGGGGGAGAGCUGCCCAGCAAGAGGAGCAGUCUCAGACGGAGCCUCGAGGGGAGUUGACUGAUUGGCUACAGGAACCAAAGUAGAACUGGAAGCACCAGGGCACGAACCCUUUUCACACCUCCUGGAACAUCACAUCUAAGGCCCAAGCCUGGGAGCCACCCCCGCCCCUUGGUGUCCAUCUAGCAGGGGGGACAUGAUGGAAGAACAUGGAACUGGGUCCCCAGAGUGAUAGGUCUCUGCAAGGGAUCCUAGGUGCUAGGAAGAGAAGCGGAAACUGGGAAACUGGACCCCGAGCAACCACACUGGCCUGGUGGAGGGCCCCGUCAGGAUGCGGGAGUGCCGGGCAGGGUUUUGCACUCAACCAGACAAAGGGCAGGGCUUGCAGUCUGGUCCCAUUCUCUUCUCAGUCUCGAUGGUGGACUCUGGGUGCACCAAAGACUCAUCACCCCACCGGCCUUUCUCCUACAGCCGCAGCUGGACAAACUCUUGGUCUCCACACUGGUCGAAUGUGUCAUUGAAGCCCUUCCCACAGUAGGUGCAGAGGUGCCUCUUGAC
Molecule: messenger RNA, 2985 nt
Organism: Callorhinus ursinus (northern fur seal)
Lineage: Eukaryota; Metazoa; Chordata; Mammalia; Carnivora; Otariidae
Source: RefSeq, a predicted model, not a curated record